Messenger RNA from Formica exsecta, 633 nucleotides. Its product is annotated as odorant receptor Or1-like. The transcript has 3 exons. The record is from RefSeq and is a predicted model, not a curated record. NCBI's taxonomy places the organism in Eukaryota, Metazoa, Arthropoda, Insecta, Hymenoptera, Formicidae. Bases 68 to 463 code for a protein of 131 amino acids. Gene Ontology annotation, biological process: detection of chemical stimulus involved in sensory perception of smell; sensory perception of smell. Gene Ontology annotation, cellular component: plasma membrane. Gene Ontology annotation, molecular function: odorant binding; olfactory receptor activity.
AGUUUUGCAAUAAUAUAAUAAUUAAAAAAAUGAACUAAUAAUAUUUUUCUUUCGUAGAUUUGCAUACAUGGUAAACGAAAAAUUCAGGGUUAUAAUUGCCGUCCAGUUCACAGCGAGCAUGUUAGUGGUGUGCUCCAAUUUGUAUCAAAUGGCCAAGAUAACAUUGAGCGCGGAAUGUAUUCCAUUAAUGCUGUACACAUUCUGUAUAGCUUUACAAAUUCUUAUUUAUUGUUGGUACGGGAAUGAAGUAAGACUAAAGAGCAUUCAAUUAUCUGAUGAGAUUUUCGGAAUGGAUUGGAUAAAGGUAGACAAAAAAAUGAAAGAGAAUCUUAUAAUGAUUAUGAAUCGUUCUCUGAGGCCAAUCGAAUUUUCUAGCAUACAUAUUGUUACAGUGAAUCUAGACUCUUUCGUAAAGUUGCUUAAGACAUCGUAUUCGGUGUAUAGUAUACUUCAGCAUAUGUAGAAAAAAAUAAUAAUGUCCUUAAAGAUAGAGAGAGAAAGAGAAAGGGAGAAGUAGUACCCAAAACGUGAGCACACGCGGUGCGUAUCAAAAAAUACUAAACAAUAAGCGUAAAUACAUCCCGUGAUGGUGGAGUUGUAGUUUCUUGCGCGAUUGCAUAUAUAUAUAUUGUA